GUUCAAACAUGACGCCAACGCGUACGCGGUGACGCACUAGACGAAGGAGGCAUUGGAGGAGGCGUUUUUUGUAAACAAGUUUGUUUUAAUAUUUAAAAAAAAUAAAAGCAGCGCAGCCGUUUGACCAGAAAUAACUACGGCACGCGAAGAAUAUUUUUUCUUAUUUUUGUUUAUUAACAACAAAUUAAUAUAUGAACCCGAAACUAAGCCUAGCACACAAGCCGCUAGCUAGCUAUUAUCUUUAGCUAGCAGGUUAGCUUAAAUACUAUGGAUCCGUUAAGCAUGGUUGAGGAUGAAGUGGUCUUGGAGGGACUGGACGGAAUAACUUUUCCCUCUCUGUGGAUCCGACUAGAAGAUAGAAAGCCUGCUUUCCCCCUCAAGCUCGACGACCCCUCCAAGGACUUCAUCUGGAAGUCACUCAUCAGCAACACCGAGCUGAGGUUCUACCAACUGCGGAAGGAGAGAGACGACGUGGUGCUGUUUGACAGGUUUAAGAACAUAGACUCAGAAACGGACAUCGACAUCACGCAGAGGUUUUCUGAUACGCGGAAAGACAUCUACCCGAUCAUCAUCACCCUAGAAGACAAGGACGGGCUACAGGGCUCGUGUGCACUCCAAGAGAGGACAGAUGUCACUCAGCACCUCCGCUCCGAGUCCCUCGCCCCGUUACUCAACUUGAAGGAGGCUUUGGAAAAAUAUGGCCGAAAGCUUGUUGUCGUGGCGUCUCAGUUGCUGCGAUUCAGAACCCUCAUUGGCAUCGGCAGCGACCCUGAUUUGAAACUCAACGACGACUCUUUCUGUUUGCUGGAGCGAGUGGGCCGGGCUCGGUGGCAAGGAGAGCUCCAGAAGGAUCUGCACGGAGGCACUUUCAAGGUCGAUGCCCGGAAGUUGCACUACUUGCGGAAGUCUCUCGUCAAACACGGACUCGUCACCAUGCAGCCUCACGUCACACGAGUGAAUACGGGUCAAAAGCAAAACUCCAUUCUUCUGCUGCUCAAACGUUUCCAUGUAAACAGGAGGACGAAGUACGACAUACUGAUGGAGCACAUGUCCAACCUUCUGAUGCAGUCACCUGAUCAACUUUCCACUUUAAUGACUCUCAAAGAACAACUUUCUAGCGUGAAUGACCAAACCUUUAAGCGUUUGACUCAAUACAUGCGAUCUGCUAAGUUCGUUGAGCUCUGCCAGUGCCCUCUGGAGGACUUGGAUCCCACCGCCGGGCCCUGCAUCAACAAAAAAGGGGAUAAAGUGCUUGUGCGCUGUUUGAAACUGUUAAAGCCAUACACAAAGAAGGGUGUCACCGAGGACGACGACGACGAUGACGACGAGGACGAAGAUUACGACCACAGAGCUCUCCCUUCAGAGGGGCGCAUCAUGGAGACCGACACCCUGUCACAGGCCUAUCAACUUGUGUUAUCCCGUGGCACAAAGGGAAUCACGCGGCGUGAUGUCGAGGUAAUAAUGCGUAUCGGUAAGCUGGAAUCUCGUAUGAUCUGCCGAAGGCUGGAGAGGGAGGGGGUGGUUAAGGGAUUCAUGGUAGAUGUCGGUCGUCAGAGGACUACGAGAUUCAUCAGCCACAAGUGUGUCGGUGUGAGCGAUCAACUCCAAAUGGUUGCGAAGGAGCAGGAACGGAAGAUCCUUCUUUACUCUGCGGCGCCGACUAAGGUAUCGGAUGCCGAACCGCCGGCCCCUAAAACGUCGUCCGCCUCCAAGUCGACCGCCAAAGCGGCAAAGAAGAUUCCGAAAGCGGCCGGAGGAGGAAAGGAGGACGCGGAGGAAGCCGGGCAGACGUCUGGCGACAGAGAAGUGGGUGUAGCAGGUGAAGGCUUGGAUGGAGAGGGAGGGGAAGCAGGAAGAAAGACGGCGGAAGGGAAAAACGAUGCUAAUCCGACACAACCUGAGAUCCCCGUCGCACAAACGACACCAGCUGAAUCCAGCAGCGACUGCGCGACCAUCACGAGACCCGACUCGGCGUCCAGUCCCGGAGCGGAACAAGCUGCAGCUGAGGAAGGAGAAUCCAACUCGAGUCCUGCCACUCCCCCCUCACCUGAGAGGGAGGAGUUGAAUGCAGCCGACAACCCAACGGAAAACGACAUCGAGGUCGUUAACGAUGUUUGCAAGCAGCAGGGUCGUAGAAAACGUUCGUCGGUGAGGUCUCAUGAGACGUACCGCCUGUUGAGGAGGAGGAACCUGAUCAUCGAGUCGGUCCAAACCUUCAGAAUCAUCGAGGGUCUCUACCAGCUCCAGAAGAUAAUCAAUGAGGAAGAGAAGAACGAUGGAAUCAACACAAAGUGUUGUCGGAAGACUAUUUUCCGUCUUGUAGACAAUCUGUCGAGAGAAGGCUUACUGAAGGUGUACAAGACCACCAUCAUCCAGGACGGGAUCAGCAAGAAGAUUGAGAUGGUCGUUCAUCCGUCCGUUCAGCCCAACGAUAACAUCGUGAGCCAAGUUAUAGAACAGGCCCGCUUCAAGAUCUCCAGCUCUUACUCGGCCGUGCGGCUGCAGCACGCCGAAGAGAAAGCCAGAGAACAAGCCAAAGGGGCCGAGGGUGGGAGCGGCAGCACGUCUAAGGACCAAAAGAAGAAUAAGAAGAUAGAGGUGGAAGAGUUCAAGCCCACGCCAGUUCGGGGGUUGGGGAAGUCAUUAGGCUUCCAGCCCAAGAUGCAUCGUCUGCGUCUCGUCCAUAACUUCCUCUGGUACCUGAUUUACGGGCACCCGGGCCGACACCAGUCCACCGGCCUCCAGCCCAGCACUCAAACGGCGGCGGGCGCAAAGUGCUCCGACCCCGAAGCCAAACUCCCGAAAGAGUCCGCGAACGAAGACGGACAAGUGUCCGAAAAAGCCGCCUCCGGCUCGUCCGACCAACAAGCGGCAGAGUCGUCUUUGACUCGGUCGGAUGUAUUGUCGUCGUUGUCGUCAUCAGGCGAUGACGAGGAGGAGGGGGUGAAGGAUAAAGCGGCGCCUCCACUCUUUCGGUGUGACUUGAAAGAGUCCUGGAAGAAAUUCAUUCCUCCUCUCCGAGUACACAAGGACUUCGGCAGCGGCUGGGCGAUGGUCGGCGACGUGCUCCUCUGCCUUCCCCUCUCCAUCUUCAUCCAGGUCAUACAGAUCAAUUAUGAGGUGGACGGACUGGAGGAAUACCUGAACGACCCCGUGAAGCAACACCAUCUCAUCAGAGAGCUGCCCGCCAGAAUGAAAAGACAGCUGCUUUUCAAACGGAAGUACAUCUUCUCAUUUCAUGAGAAGCUGCAGAAGUUGGCCUACAUGGGUCUGCUGCAGUUUGGUCCUGUGGAGAAGUUCAAGGAUAAAGACCAGGUGUUUGUGUACCUGAUGCGCAAUGCCUCCAUCGUCGACACCACCAGCGCCGAGCCUCACUACUGGCUGGUCACCGAGUCGCCCGACAACCCGUUUGAGAGGCGGCGGUACACCUUCGACACCACCGAAGAUGUGGAAAACUACUGGUUUGAUCUGAUGUGUGUCUGCCUCAAUACGGCACUGGGGGUGAUCCGCAGUAAGAAGAACGCCACCGAUGAAGGAACGGCUCCUCCCUUUGUGCAUGAGCGCUACGUGUUUGUGGGAUUGGCAUACCUGCUCAAAGGCGGUCGUGAAGUGACCGAAGACGGGUCGAUACCAGGAGACGGUAAAGGAGCCGGAGGUCUACACUCUGAGUUCUUCGCUCACCUUAAACGCAACUGGCUGUGGACCAAUCACCUUCUCUCUGUCAAAUCGGCCCCGAGUGGUUUGGGGGCGCAGGAGACUAAACUCCGACUGAAGAGCCUGUUGACUAGAAAUGCUCUCAGGAUUGCUUUUAAAGCUGGAGGAUCGACUGCACCUCGCUACGUGACCGCCAAGAGACCUCUGAUAACAGAAAUUGUGGAGCUGGAUAUUGAGCCCGCUUCCAGAAACCAGCAGGUGGUCGGAGGAAAGAAACAGAAGAGGAAGAGGACUAAAAAGGCGGUUGUCAAGGCCCCACGCAAGAAGAAGAAAGAGCCGAAGAAACGCACCCCUAACCACGACGAGGCGGACCACCGAGCUUUAAAGAUGAUGACCAGACAGAGAGUCUACUGGUCCGUCCAGGAGGACUCGAUGAUGAUGCUCUGCAGUGUGGCCACACACCUGCUCAACGGCAAAUUAAAGAGGCCGUACAGUCCUCACUGUGUGGUGAGGGACCUGCUCCAAGCAGAGUUUUUGAUAUCGAUGGAUAAAACUUCCCUCGCCGUCGGGCGUCGCACCCGAUACAUCCUCAAAAACCCUCAGACGCUUCUGAACUUCAGGAUCUGUCUGGCUGAGGUGUACCAGGACAAACCUCUGCUGAAGCUGUUGGAUUCGAAGAAACCUGCCAAUCCAGAAAAUCCAGAUGAUUGCGGUAAAUCGUUCUCCGAGUACGCCAAGCUGCUCAGACAGAAGUUCAGCGCUGAUCUUCUGAGCACUCGGGAUGUGGUCAUGCCUGACACAAAGCGCCAGCUCUUCUCACGGUAUAAGGUUUCGGCAAUAGAGAGCAGGAAGCGGGUGUCAUUGAAAGACACUAUCAACUGCUCAGAUGACAUUCAUGCCAUAGUGUUGCACAACUUGAUCCAGAGCACUCUGGCCAUGACCAACUGCCAGAUGAAGUCGUCCAAGUCCUUUCAGACCUUCCACAUGUACAGUCGGUAUAACCAGGAGCUGCUGUGCCAAGAGUUCAUACAUUGCAGGAAGAAGGGUCUCGUCAGCCGCCGGCGUAUCAAUCAGCCGUUUGGGCCGAAGAAGAACCGAGCGCUGCCCAUCCUGCCCAUGUCCUACCAGCUGUCCCAGUCCUACUACAGGUGUUUCUCGUGGCGCUUUCCUAACCUGCUGUGCACCGAUGCCUUCCGCUUCUUGAGAAGUCUAAUCGACAACGGGAUAAGAGACGGGCCGCACGUUUUUGAGUUCUACCACGAGACCGAGAAAAGGUCAGAGAACGGCGAGGAGGUGAUGGAGAGAAGAGCGGGCUCGGAGAAGAAAAAAAGACAGGGGAAGGAAGCUGGAGGAGGAGCAGCGGGUGAGCCAGAGGUGCAACCAGAUGCAGCGAACGGCGACGCCACGAAGGAUGGACAGAACGACCAACGUGACGAGGAAGGAGGGAAGAAGUUGACGGAGGUGCACGACGGGGAGGCGAGCAAUGCGGAUGAACAGAAAAAGCCAGGAGACGUCCUCACAGCCGGUUCCGGUGAAGAUCAACCCGGCGCAGAGCGGACGGACGACGCCCUGCCCAAAGAAGAGCCACCUCAGGUUUUAGCGGAGCCUCCGGAUGUGUCGGACAUGCUGCGGUUCUCCAUGGACUCUCCGGGCGGAGCCUGCGCGGUGUCUCUCAGCCUGAUGACGCUGGGGCUGCUGAAUGUCUCCAUGUCCAUACCGAAACAGAUGGUGGUGGUGGACAGCAACCUGGUGGAGAACAACGCCGUCAAGAGUAUGACGGCGGCUCUGGAAGAAGAUGGGGACGACGAUGACGAUGAUGAUGGGCAGGAGUGUGAGGGGAGGAAGAAAUUAGAAGUGAAGGCACAUCAAGCGUCUCACACCAACUACCUGAUGAUGCGCGGCUUCUGCUCUCCUGGAAUAGUCAAAAGACGUAACCUCAACCCCAACGACAGCAUCGUGGUGGAGUCCUGUAUUAUAAGGUUGCAGCUGCGCCAAACACCUGCUCACCACCUGUUCAAUACGGAGAGCUCCGCCCUGCUGGACUUGAUUAAAUGCGGCCGACCCCUGCUGCCCUCCAGCCUCUCCUACUUCAUCCCCUCCUCGCCCUCUCCGAACAGUGUGCAGGAGUGCGACGGGCGGUUGAUUCAGCAGAGAGGAUACACUCCUCGGGACGUCGAAGCAUGCGCUCAGCUCAGGAGGAGCUUGGAUGCAGCUGGAGAGAACGGCGUGGCCAUAUGUGACCUCCACGAGACGCUCUCACACCUGAAGGAGCCGCAGUCUGGACGCACCAGGAGCCUGCAGCAGUACUUGGAGGAGUUACAGGAAGAAGGCCAGGUGAUAAAAGUCGGGAGUUUGGGCGUCCGUUGGGUGCUCACGCAGCACGCCAAUUCGUGGCUGCUGACUGUAAACUCCAAGCAGUGGGCCCAAUCGCGCUUCUCGUCCGAAAGACUCCCGUUUUUGAAGACGGACCGCAACAUCCCCUUAAUGCGUAAGAGAUCCAGGCCAGGCGUCCGACAGAGGGCCGAGGAACCGCCCGCAAAAACAAUGGCCCUGGACGAACGAGGAGAUGAGGACGGACGGGGCUCGGGGGGCUUGCCGAGCGACGCAGCGAGAGGGGAACCGAACGAGGAGGAGGAGGAGGAGGAGGAGCAGCAGCAGCAGGGCGAGCGGGCCGAUGGGGGAAGCGGAGACAAAUCGCUGAACUCGGACGAGGAGGGAGGAAAGCCGACGCGGCCCGAAGAGGUCGGAGAGCAAGCGACGGUGGAAACUGAGGGGAGAGUCCGAGGGAAGAGCACAGACGACGCUGGAGAGGGAGGGGCGCGCUCUCGUCCGCCGACGCCAGCCGGCGAUCCCAAUGCGGAAAACGUGAGCUUCAUCAGCCGGCCGUGGCGCAUGGUGGACGGCAAUCUGAACCGGCAGGUGUGCAAGGGCAUGCUGGAGGCCAUUCUGUACCACGUCAUGUACCGGCCCGGAGUCACGCAGCAGACACUGGUGGAGCAUUACAAAGACGUGUUGCAGCCGAUGGCGCUGCUCGACCUGGUGCAGGCACUCGUGGACAUGGGCUGUUUGACGAAGAGGACGCAGGUUAAAGCUCCUAAGCGCUCGCUGUUCGCCCGGCCUCCCGUUCACCAGGCGAGCGCGGAGACAAAGGUGCCGGUUGAGGAGCUGAGCGAGGUGUUCUACGAGCCCACCAUCAGCUGCUGCGUGCUGCUCAGCCAGGUGUUGCCCAACGAACGCCACUGGAACUACGGCAUCCCGUGAAGGUCAUCCCGGACCUCAUCUGGCGUCACGAUGUUCGGUAGAUGAUGAGUAAAAAGUUGUUGGAAGCCUAAAUAAUGUUUUGCGUCAUCGGGUUCUCUGACGGUAUUCCCUUCUGGUUCUACAGAACGAGGAUUUUUUUUUUACUUUUUUUUUUUUUACAUUUCUGCUUCUCAGAUUUUUUUUUCGUUGCCGUUUUAAAAAAAUAAACAAUGUGAAUUCCGAGGCAGAAAAGUCUGUGUUCCUAUUUUAUAUGCUAAAUAACGUUUACAUUAUUAAAUAAAAGCACAUUGCAUGGCAUUCUCGACUUCUACUUGUCUUGCAGAUCAGUGUUCAUGUUGGUUCCAUUGUUAACGCGUUGCCAUGACAACGCUCGUACUCCCCGAGAGGAAAUCGGUAGAUUUUGAGUUUUCUUUAAAACAAACAAAAGUUAUAUUUGCAAUCACUUUUCCCCCCUCACCAAAACACAUUGUGUGUAUCCUUGAAGCCUUAAAACACACUUAGUCAGAGCUUUACCCAACAAUGAACUCUUGUAUGUUUAUUUACAUCUGUGUACGUACUUCUUCCCAAACGCAUGUUAAUAUUUAAAACAGGUUCUCUGCACUAAUAUU
This is a messenger RNA of Cyclopterus lumpus (lumpfish), 7523 nucleotides long. RefSeq names its product general transcription factor 3C polypeptide 1. NCBI's taxonomy places the organism in Eukaryota, Metazoa, Chordata, Actinopteri, Perciformes, Cyclopteridae. Gene Ontology annotation, molecular function: DNA binding. Gene Ontology annotation, cellular component: transcription factor TFIIIC complex. Bases 268 to 6915 code for a protein of 2215 amino acids. The transcript has 40 exons. Gene Ontology annotation, biological process: transcription initiation at RNA polymerase III promoter; 5S class rRNA transcription by RNA polymerase III. The record is from RefSeq and is a predicted model, not a curated record.